Scomber scombrus (Atlantic mackerel) is the source of this 6698-nucleotide messenger RNA. RefSeq names its product DDB1- and CUL4-associated factor 1-like. Bases 99 to 4880 code for a protein of 1593 amino acids. NCBI's taxonomy places the organism in Eukaryota, Metazoa, Chordata, Actinopteri, Scombriformes, Scombridae. Gene Ontology annotation, cellular component: nucleus; Cul4-RING E3 ubiquitin ligase complex. Gene Ontology annotation, biological process: protein ubiquitination. The record is from RefSeq and is a predicted model, not a curated record. The transcript is spliced from 30 exons. Gene Ontology annotation, molecular function: histone H2AT120 kinase activity; nuclear estrogen receptor binding.
CUGGCGGGUUUACGGCGAAUUUAAGGAGAGUUUCUGAAAACAGCGACGUUGAAGUGAGCGUGCGCAGCGCGUGGAGGACGUUUCAUUUGGAGGCAGCGAUGAACUUCUCCGAAGAAGUCGUGUCUGCCGCGCUGUCGGCCGCCGUGUCGGCAGCGAUGGCCGUCGCCAUGGCGGUGGACGCCAAGGCUGAACUCGCCAAGCUGCUGGACGAAUGGGAGGAAACGCAGCAGGGAACCACGGAGGCUCUGGUCUCCAUCCUCACCAAAAUAUCGGAGCUGAUUGAACGGGAGACGGGAGAGUAUCACAAAGCAGACCCCGACCCCUUUGAUGAUCGUCAUCCAGGACGAGCGGAUCCAGACUGCAUGCUGGGACAGAUCCUGAAGAUGCUCUUUAGGAACGACGACUUUACAAACGCGCUGUUGGACACGUAUAUAAUGACCAGCAGAGAGCUGAACCUCAACACAGCCGCCUGUCGUCUGCUGCAGAACAUCAUGCCGGGUCUGGAGACGGGCGUCGUCUUCCAAGAGAAGGAAGGUCUGAUUGAGAAGUUGUUCACCUGGGCUCGUGAAGCGGAGCGGCCGCUGUGCGUCUACGCUACGGGUCUGCUGGCCAGAGCCAUGAGCAACCAGGAAGUGGCGGCGAGCUACCGAGAGGAGAACGCUCUGCUGGUUCCCAUCAUGAUUCAGCGACUCUUAGAGCUGCAGUCUGAAGGGUCUCAGAGUCAGUCAGGGCCCACAGAAACCCCCCAGAAUCUACCUCAGGACUCUCAGGUUGAAGGCACGCGGACUUCAACCACCUCGACGGACCAGCAGGAGAAGACGGAGGAAGACGUGGAGGAAGAGGAGGAGGAAGGAAGGAGAGAGAAAGCCGGAGAGAGCAGCAGGAAGGCGUCAAAGUCCAGCUUCAAACCUUCGUCUCUGCUCGGGUCGGUGCAGAAAAACGGCUGCAGCAGCAGCAGCGGCGGCGGCUCCGCCCGACUGAUCCCGGACUUCGUUUACCAGGCGAGCCCGGACAUCGGAGGAGGAGGAGGAGGAGGGAAGAGGAAGGCGGUGAAGGAGAAUGGGAGGAAGGCGAAGCAGAAGCUCAACUUCACCUCCUCCUCCUGCAGGACUGAGGAUGAGGAGGAGGAUGAGGAGGAGGAGGUGCAGAAGAGCGAAGUCACCUCCCAGCAGGCCAACAGCACCUCCUGGUCCGAGAUGAGCUCCAUGGUGAUCGGCUCCGACUACCGGCUGCUCCCGCUGAGCCCGGCCAUGGAGCAGAGGCUCAUCCUGCAGUACCUGACCCCGCUGGGAGACUACCAGGAGCUGCUGGCCGUCUUCAUGCAGCUGGACACUCGGGUGCUGCUGAUGAGCUACAUCGACCUCCGGCGGACCAAAGACGUCCAGCUCAUCUUCGACGCCCUCUUGUAUCUCGCCUCGCUGCUCCUCCAUAAGAAGUUUGCAGCGGAGUUCAUCGCUCACGGAGGAGUUCAGAAACUCCUCGAGAUCCCGAGACCUUCGAUGGCGGCGACCGGAGUUUCACUCUGCCUGUACUACCUGGCUUAUAACCAAGACGCUAUGGAGAGGGUGUGCACGCUCCCAGACGGCGUGCUGUCAGACAUGGUGUCCUACGCUCUGUGGCUGCUGGAGUCGUCCCACGCGUCGGGCGUCUGCCACGCCACCAUGUUCUUCUCCAUCUCCUUCUCCUUCAGAGCCGUGCUGCAGCUGUUUGACCACCAGGACGGCCUGCGCAGACUCAUCAACCUGGUCAGUACGUUAGAGAUUCUUAACACGGAUAACGAAGUGUCCAUAAUGAGCGAUGACCAGGUGUUCUCCAGCCGGCAGACGGCCAAACACACCUGCAUGGCCCUGCGCAGGUAUUUUGAGGCUCACCUGUCAGUGAAGGCUGAGCAGGUCAAACAGUCACUGCAGUCAGACGGAGGAAGCAUCGUUACCCAGCAACCGUUCUACAAGGCAUGCUCGUACACCAGAGAGCAGGUGGUGGAGGUGAUGGAGUUCCUCAUCGAGUGCGGACCGCAGCUCCACUGGGAACCCGUGGAGGUUUUCUGCAAGUUGUCCUGCGUUCAUCUAAUGCUGCAGCUCAUCUCUGCCGCCUGUGACUGGAGGACGUACUACGGCAGGAGUGACACGGUGCGUUAUGCGUUGGACAUCCUCGCCAUCCUGACGGUGGUUCCUAAGGUCCAGCUGGUGCUCGCCGACACCGUGGAAGUUAUUGAUGAAACCAGGUCGUCUGUUUCCACCGUGGGUAUGAGCAUCAUCUUCGGUGUUGCAGAGGGAGAAGUGUUCGUCAAUGAUGCUGAGAUCCAGAAGUCUGCACUACAAGUGAUAAUAAACUGUGUGUGUGCUCCAGACCAGAGCCUGAACACUGUGGGAGCUUUCGCCGUGACCCCCAUCAGGCCGUCGCUGCACCCCCAGCAGCCCCCCGCCCCCCACAACAGGGUGCUAGCCCACAUGUGGCAGGUGGUGCAGAACAACAAUGGAAUAAAGGUGCUCCUGUCGCUGCUCUCGGUGAAGAUGCCCAUCACAGACGCAGACCUGAUCCGGUCUCUGGCCUGUAAAGCUCUGGUCGGACUGUCUCGCAGCACAGCGAUCAGACAGAUCAUCAGCAAGCUGCCGCUCUUCAGCAGCGGACACAUUCAACAGCUGAUGAAGGAGCCGGUGCUGCAGGACAAACGAAGCGAGCACAUCCGUUUCUGCCGAUACGCGGCGGAGCUGACCGAGCGAGUUUCGGGCAAGCCUCUCCUCAUCGGUAGCGACGUCUCAUUGGCUCGCCUGCAGAGGGCCAAUGUGGUCGCCCAAUCGCGGAUCACCUUUGCCGAGAAGGAACUCCUCAUGCUGAUCAGGAACCACCUGGUGGCCAAAGGGCUCAACGACACGGCCAACACGCUCAUCAAAGAGGCCAAUUUAUCCGUCGCCUGUCAGAACUCUUCCUCCUGUAUCACCCCUUCCUCUUCCUCAGUGAUUCCCAGGACCUGUCGGAUAGCCGGCGGGAUCGCAGCUCGGAUCGGCAGCCAUCACGGAUCCUCUCCGGUGUCCUCGAUUACCGCGGUCACCCCGUCUACCUCUCGCUCCCCGGUCCUUCCUCACCCGUCGCCCCUGUCCUCUACGUCAGCCCUCGCCCUACCCGGUCCUCACCCAGUACCUCACGGUCAGAACUCCCCUCUGGUCGGCCGGAUUUUGUUCUCACGGGAACGAUCGUUGACCUGUGGCAGCACCGGGAAAAGACUGCGAGCGUUGAAACAGAAAUCUGAUCACGGUGCUUUCAUCCAGACUCCAGCCAUGAAGAAGCAGCUGGAGCGCCACCUUCCUUCCCCCCCGACCCUCGACAGCAUCAUCACCGAGUACCUGAGGGAACAGCACGCCCGCUGCCCCAACCCCGUCACCACCUGCCCGCCCUUCUCGCUCUUCACCCCCCACCGCUGCCCCGAGCCCAAGCAGAGGAGGCAGGCGUCGCCCAACUUCACGGCCCGGCUGGGGAGCCGAGUGCUUUACCCGAAAUACGAAGGCGUGGACCGAGGCUGCCUGGACAGACAUCUGAUAUUCAGCAGGUUUCGGCCGAUGUCGGUAUUCCACGAGGCCGACGGAGACGAGAGCGGUUUCACCUGUUGUGCCUUCUCAGCCCGCGAGCGUUUCCUGAUGUUGGGAACGUGCUCGGGUCACCUCAAACUCUACAACGUCUUCUCCGGAGAGGAGACGGCCAACUACGCCUGCCACACAUCAGCCAUCACACACCUCGAACCCUCCAGAGACGGGAAGCUGCUGCUGACGUCGGCUUCUUGGAGCGUCCCGCUGUCAGCUCUCUGGACGAUGGACAGCGUCUUCGGCAUGAAGAACUCAUUUGUAGACGACCACUACGUCGAAUUCAGUAAACUCUCUCAGGACAGAGUUAUCGGCACCAAGGACCAAAUCGCCCACAUCUACGACAUCCAGACGGGCCAGAAGACUCUGACCCUGAACGAUCCCGGCCUCGCCAACAACUACAAGAGGAACUGCGCCACCUUCAACCCCACGGACGACCUGGUGAUGAACGACGGCGUGCUGUGGGACGUUCGGGCGUCGCGGGCCAUUCACAAGUUCGACAAGUUCAACAUGAACAUCAGCGGCGUUUUUCAUCCCAACGGCCUCGAGGUCAUCAUCAACACGGAGAUCUGGGACCUGAGGACGUUCCACCUGCUGCGCACCGUCCCAGCGCUGGACCAGUGCAGACUGGUCUUCAACAGCAACGCUACCAUCAUGUAUGGAGCAAUGCUGCAGGCUGAUGAUGAAGAUGACGCGAUGGAUCGGCAGAUGAAGAGUCCGUUCGGUUCUUCCUUCAGAACGUUCGACGCCACAGACUACAAGCCGAUUGCCACCGUGGACGUAAAGAGGAACAUCUUCGACCUGUGUACGGACACCAAAGACUGCUACCUGGCUGUCAUCGAGAAUCAGGACACAGUGAGUCUGGACACGGUGUGCCGACUGUACGAGGUCGGCCGACACAAGCUAGUAGAAGAAGGAGACGAUGAUGAUCAGGACGAUGAAGACCAGGAUGAUGAUGAUUCCUCCGACUCGGACGAUGACGACGACGAUGACGAUGAUAUGGACACGGACCCGCUCAUCGAGGCACUGGCCAAUAACGACGACGAUGAUGAUGAUGAUGGAGAGGACGGAGGCAGAGCGAACUCUCCCACAGAUCAAGAGAUCGCGGAUCUUCUCGGCAGCAACAGCGAUGAAGGAAACGAUGAAGAGGCCGACAACGAUGACGACUCCGAAGACUCCGAUUUUGACGAUGAUGACGACGACGAUGAAUCCGACAUCAUCGACUUCCCAGCACAAUCAGACGAUGAGGAGGACGACGACGUGGAGCUAAUCCGAACCCUCUGUGACCGAUGGUUCUCCUGACCAAUGACAUCAUCGCUCCUCCUCUGCAGCCGCUGACCACAAACACCUCAACAAGGACUUUUUUUCUUCUUCUUCCUUUGAAUCAUUUACUAACUGAAUCAGGCAAGUUGAAUGUGAACACACUAAUGCUCGAUGCUCAGAUAAAGACAGCCUGACCCGUCUUUCUGUUUCUUGUCUCAAACGAAGGGAGAAAUAAAAUAAAACAUAUAUUUAUGAUGUUUUACUGCUGGACAUAAUAACAUGGGGUUUUAUAAAUUCAUAUCUAACUCACAGUUUCUAUUAUUCAUCGAGCAACUAAGGAAAUAAAACUUCUGUCAAAUACAGUUUUUAGUAUUUUUCAAGUGUUUCUUUCUAGAGGAAUCAUUCAGGGUUAAUAUACGAUAUCAAAUCCACAGUAUUUAGAGCCAUAACUUGAAAUAAAUGUUAAAUUAUCUGUUGAGAGUUAUAUCCUCAGGCCACGCUACUGUACGUCUGUAGAGAAAUACUCAACUAGCAGCUUAUUAACACAUUGCAGCAGUCAAUAGUCUUCCCUUUCUUUUCUUUUUUUUCCUUCUUUUUUUUUAAUGUUUGAUGAUAGCUGAAAGCCAAAUAUUCACAUUAACGCAGUGAUACCGACCUUUUUUUUUUUCUUUUUUUCACUGAGGAAAUCCUAGAUGUAGCCUUUCAGUUGUGUUUGCUAUAAUUUUAAAGAUUUGAUAUUGUUUAAUUUAAAUUAUUGUUUUGCUUGUGAUUGAUUUAAUUUAUUUGAGUUGAUCUUUAAAAGGGGUUUAAACAGCUUUUGCAUGUAGCGGAUGUAUGGUUUUAGCUCCUGUAUAUUUCAGGCACUUAGCAGACACCUUGAAAAUAACUCGAGUACCAACUGUGUGUGUGUGUGUGUGUGUGGAGUGUUUUUUUUGGGGGGAAAAUACUCUGUAAUCAGUGUUAAGAUGAGUGUUAUACAUGAGUCAUGAGUUGGUUGGAGGUUUGUAGCAGCUGGUAAUGUUGGCUAAUAUAUCCCACUAAAUGUGAUUAAAAAAACACAGUAAAACAUCCUGAUGUAUUAAAUUAUAUUAAUCAGUUAUUGUAAAUUUAAAAAAUGCAGGUUUCGAGUUUUUCCACUAAUGUCUUAAAGAUGUCAGUAUGAAAAGAUCAUUAUUUAAUGUCAGGUCAUCAUUAAGUGUCAGAUUACAUCCUGGAGUUCCUUUAGAUGAAUAUUAUAAAGUUCAUUAUCAGCUGCUGCAAGUUUCAUGGGAAUAUAAAUUAUAUUUUGUAUUAGUGCAGUUUUUCUAUUUUGCAGUGUGUUUAACUCUUUCAUGAACAGUCAGACUUUGGACAUAUUACUCUCUGUGUAACUUGGUUUGUUAUAUCUUGUGUCUUUAAAACUAAAAAACAAAAGGAUAAAAAAAAGAAGAAGAACCAGCAGGUUGAAUCAUUACGGGUAAACAUCACAGCCUGUAUAUAACCCUUUAUAACAGUUAUAGAGCCCACACAAGGCUGCAGUGCAUUUUUGGAAAAUUGUUGUAAAAAUCAUAUAAAUAUAUAUAUAUGAUAUUUUUGAGACUUUAACACCAACAUUUGCUGUUUUUUAACUAAUGUGAAAUAAUCUGCGUUCAAUUUAACAAAACUGUUUUGUUUGCUUGUUUUUCUUCAAGCAAUAAGAAAUACAUCUUUAUUUUCACACUAAUCUCAAAGGUUUGGGUUGUGAAUGGAGGUCCUGAUAUGUUGGUGUCUCAAAAAAAAAAAGAAAAAAAGUAUUUAAAGACACAGCAGCUUUUCAGAGCCAUGAAAAAUACAGUUUUUCAGCAUAUUGAAUUGUCUAUAAAUCUGUACAUUGUUGUA